Molecule: messenger RNA, 1921 nt
Organism: Brachypodium distachyon (stiff brome)
Lineage: Eukaryota; Viridiplantae; Streptophyta; Magnoliopsida; Poales; Poaceae
Product: la-related protein 6A
Exons: 10
Coding region: 108-1649 (513 amino acids)
Biological process (GO): RNA processing
Cellular component (GO): nucleus
Molecular function (GO): mRNA binding
Source: RefSeq, a predicted model, not a curated record
CGACCCUCGACCUUGAGCCCGCAGUCGAACCCGCCCCGCAGCCGCCAUCGACCACGAGCGGCGGCGACCAGGCGGUGGGCGACGCGGCUCCCCUGAUCCCCUCCGGUAUGGACGGCCAGGCUCCACCCCCCGUCGCCGUAGCACCCGUAUCCCUGUCUCCGACUCUCGAGGCGGAGCACGAUGUCUCCGACUCUUCGGAGGCCUCCGAGGUUGGCGCUGGCGCUGGUGGUGUCGUGUCCCACCUGCCGACGUCGCCGCUCCCCGAGGAGGAAGAGGACCCCGUCGUCGCUUCUUUGGAGGCCUCCGAGGUUGGCGCCGGUGGUGUCGUGCCCCUGCUGCCGACGUCGCUGCUUCUUGACAGGGAGGACGACAUCGUCGUCGUCCCCGACACCGACGAUGCCGCUUCUUCGGAGGCCACCAAGGUUGACGCCAGCGGUCUAGUGUUGCUGCCGCAGUUUUCUACUCUUGAGGCAGAGGACGAACCUCUCGUCGUCCCCGACACCGUCGAAGCUGCGCUUUCGGAGGCCACCAAGGUUGGCUCUGGUGGUUUGGUGCCCCUACCGCCGCUGUCGCCUACUCUUGAGGCUGAGGACGAACCUCUUGUUGUCCCUGGCACUGUGAAUGAUGUCUCUUUGGAGGCCUCUGAGGUUGUCGUCCCUGGUGUCGGGCUUACUGACGAACUCCGCGAGAAGAUCGUCAAGCAGGUGGAGUACUACUUCAGCGAUGAGAAUCUUCCAACAGAUGACCACAUGUUGAAAUUUGUGAAGAACAACAAGCAAGGCUUUGUUCCACUUGGAGUUAUUGCGUCAUUUAGAAAAAUGAAGAAACUUACUCAGGACCUCUCCAUAAUUGAAGCUGCACUUAGGACAUCAUCAAAGCUGGUUGUGAGCUCAAAUGGGAAAAGGAUCAGAAGGUUACACCCCUUGCCAUGCAAUGAAUUGAAAGAUGUGAAGAAAAGGACUGUUUUGGUGGAAAAUCUACCUCUGGAUUUUUCCAUGGAGAGUAUUCAGGAGAAAUUUGGGACAGUUGGCAAAAUUAUGAAGAUAACCAUUCAUGAUCCACAUGCUGUGGGAGAAUCGGCAGCAUCCAAGAAACCUGACUUCAUGUUAAGUAAUAAGGUGCAUGCCGUUGUUGAGUAUGAAGCAGUGGAGGUAGCUGAGAAGGCUGCUACCACCUUAAAUGAUGAGAGAAACUGGAGAACUGGGAUGAGAGUCAUACUUCUGGCUAAACGAAGUGUAACGGGAUCAGCAAGGCAUAUCCAGUCUUCAAAAGAAAAUCAUGGAACAGUUUCUAAAAAGAACAAUGAGGACCAGUCUUUAAAAGAACAGGGGUCGGUAUCAGAACAAAAUGGUGGUGCUGAUUCAGGAGAGGUUGCUUUGGACAAGGAGAAUAUGAAUUCUGAUGUUAACCAUGAGGAAGUGCGCCGACACCAAAAGACAAUUGCUAAAGGGGGUCAAAAAGGCCGAUACAGAAGCCAAGGAAAAGGUCUGAUUCAGCAAAAUACAAGUGGACAUGGUCAUGGCUCAUUCCCUUCUGAUUCUAUGAACAAGCCUAUUUCUGGACCGAGAAUGCCAGAUGGGACAAGAGGCUUUACCAUGGGGCGUGGUAGAUCACCGCCACUUGAAAAAGCCGAGAAGGCUGAAGAAUAGAACUUUAUACAAACAAGCCUAGUAAAGAUGACUUGUAUACGGAGAAGGCACAUGGUUGGCAAAGAUGACUUGUGUACCGAGAAGGACCUUUUUUUUUUUCUUUUCUGUAGGGUCUUUUCUGAAUUUACUGGCAAAUUAAGUUGGUGGUUUCAUGCCUAGUUUUUCACCACUGUUUGUGACACACUGGCACUUUUGUUUAAUGAUUGCCAAAGCUUUGCCGGCACUUGUGAUUAUCAUAGACUUCAGCUCCGAAUUAAGAGUACAAGUUUGGA